Messenger RNA from Moneuplotes crassus, 1008 nucleotides. NCBI's taxonomy places the organism in Eukaryota, Ciliophora, Spirotrichea, Euplotida, Euplotidae. The record is from the annotation of a GenBank genome assembly.
UCACUCAAAAUUAUAAACAUUAACAAUCUUAUUCAAAAAUGUCAGAAAGAAGAAAAUCAAGCGGCAGGAAAUACAGUCAACUUAAUGAUGACAAAGAUCACAAUAAGUAUAACGAAGGGUCAUGUUCAACAAUGGAAAGGUCUACUUUUGCCAAGCAAAGCACCCAGAACACUCUGGCUUCUCAGAGGUCUAAAAACUCCAUUUUUGGUAGAAGUGAUGUCGAGUUCCAGUACCAAAGAGAGAGCGAUGUAGUCAGAGAAAAUCUGUUCGAGGACUCAGAAAGCUACUCUCCGAGAACCAGAGUGAAGGAAUCCAAUAUGCCAUGAGAUAAAUAUGAUGAUGAUGAAAUACCUGACCAAGAAGGGUAUAGCAGAAGCUCAGAUACUGUGAAGCCAAGUUAUUUGUUCCAAGUGAACACCAGGAUUUGGAGGAAUCAUUUGAGGCUGAAUUACGGACUCAGAGCUUGCCUAAUAUUAUCAAUUGCCUUGGUAUCUCUCUUUACCUCAUUUGUCAAGAUGAGAUAUGAGAGGCUAAGUUCUGGGCAUAUCUUUUAUUAUAAUGUCGGGCCUAUCUUUCUCUCAGUUAAUGGUACAUGGCAUUUUAUUGCAGAGAUCUACAAUUGUCAAUCAGAAAUAUUCCCUGGUGACUUCUGAGGAGAUGGGCACUAUAAAGUUAUUUCAAUUGCAGCAGCAAUUUAUAAUUUUGGAGUUUUCCUAGUUCUCUUGUUUUACAUUGCAAGCCUUAUUUUUCCAAAAAGAAACAUUGACAGACUUAAUUGGCUUGGAUUAUCAGCAACUUUCUUAGGAUUCACAUGAGUAAUUCUCAUAGGAAAUAUGUUCAGAAAUCUCUCACAUGGAUUCUAUUUCCUAAUAGUCAUCAUAAUCGUAGCUGUAUUCACACAGUCACAUUUCCUUUACAGUAGGAGGAAGCAAAGGAAGAAUUCACUAACAAAUCAACUGCUUGAAGCAUAGUUUCAGUUUAAUUUAAUAAGCCAUUCAUCAAUUGUUA